AUGGAGCAAAGACCCAUCAAGCCCGUCGCUGCCGGGAACGAAGAGUCAGCAGCGGCUGACAUCAACGUCACUGAAGUCGACAAUGAUGCCUUCAAUCCGCUCCGGAUUCCCGCGAAGUACAAAUGGACGGCACUUUUUCUCGUUAUCACUCUUCCGAUAGGACACACCUGGACAGGCUCAGCAUUGGGUCCUCUGAAAAACACCCUGCGAGAAGAACUCGGCAUCAACAAUACGCAAUUCGGUGUCAUAAGCAGCGCAGAUGCUUUUGUGAAUACCAUCUUCCCCAUUGUUGGGGGCUUGAUCCUGGACUGGUGGGGGCCCAACAUCGUCGCGCUGUGCUGUACAAGUGUCAUUCUUGUCGGUUCUAUUGUUGCUGCUGUUGGUGUUCAAAUUGGGCUUUGGAGGCUGCUUGUCUCUGGGCAUGUCCUCAUGGGAUUCGGCAUUGCGGUUCUUGACUCGGCGACGCAAAAGUUCUUCUACCACUGGUUUGGUGCUUCUGGCCUGGCCUUGGCCUUUGGGCUCGAAAGUGCUAUUUCCAGCACCGUCGGCCUCGUUUCAGGCAUGGUGGCCAUUCCGAUCCGAGACCAAACUGGGUGGUACGGAUGGACCUUCUGGAUUCCCGUUGUUUUCUGUGGAUUGUCUCUGAUUAUGAACGCGGCCUAUGUUUGCUUUGAGCGUCUCGUGGUUCCUGUCGAGUACAGGUUGACCCCAGGUCGCGACGCAGCAAUCACCGAGAAGCACCUCAUCACCAAGCGCAAUUUCUCCUGGAGGCUCCUACUUGAUCUACCUUGGGCAUACCUCAUGCUGCCGGCGACUCAGUUGCUUCAGAGCGGUGCUGCUGGUGGAUUCAGCACUAGUUCAGCCGACAUCAUAUUCCUCAAGGGGUACACAGAGGAAGUUGCAGGCUAUCUCUCCACAGCACAGCGAAUUCUUCCAAUUGUCCUUAGCCCUGUGCUUGGUUUGGCUAUCGAUAAGUACGGCCAUCGAUUCCACUACGUCGCGGCGGCUCCUGUUCUAUGGAUUACCGCCUGCUCACUCCUGGGCUUUACCAACGUCCACCCGACCGCCGCCCUCGUCUUCUCCAGCUUAGCAGGGGUUAUCAACUCAAUGCCACUGCAGAUUUGUAUACCGCUACUGGUAGCCGACCAAGCCAAGAUUGGUACUGCUUUCGGAGUUUGGAGGGCUUUCAAUAACUCCGGAUCGACUAUUAUGGAUGUUGUGUUUGGCGUUCUGCAAGAUGGCACCGAGAACAACGGUUAUUACAAAGUUCUACUAGUGGCAAUCGGGAUCAAAGCUUGGGCUUUUUUGCUUGGAGUGUCGUACAUCAUCGUCGACUACAAGUUACUUGGGAAGGGCAUGACUAUGACCCGCCUCCAACGUGAGGCAAAGGAGGCCACGAUUGAAGAUCGGGAAGCAGACCCUCUGACUCGCAGGAAUUCCAGUCCGUGGUUCACUGCCUUGACUUUCGGUCUCUUGGUUGGUAUUAUCGCGAGUGCAUGGGUAGUUUUCCUCAAAUACUUGAUUUGA
Messenger RNA from Fusarium keratoplasticum, 1527 nucleotides. RefSeq lists its product as uncharacterized. The transcript is spliced from 3 exons. The record is from RefSeq and is a predicted model, not a curated record. Lineage: Eukaryota; Fungi; Ascomycota; Sordariomycetes; Hypocreales; Nectriaceae. Bases 1 to 1527 code for a protein of 508 amino acids. Gene Ontology annotation, molecular function: transmembrane transporter activity. Gene Ontology annotation, biological process: transmembrane transport.